UGGGGUAGGACAGACUCACAGGAAGCUUCAAACUAGUUAGAAGACAUCAAUUUUUCUGUACCUGGUCAACUCCUGUAUCUUUGGAGGAGGAUGCUGUCGGAAGGUUACCUUCAUAGAAUCACCUACUUUUGUGAAGACCUGAACCCUGCGCUCUACAAGAGUUUGCCUGAUGAAGGGGUGUAUGAAAUGAGGCCCAUUAAAUAUUCUUCCACAAGCGAAGCACAAGGAAAAAGCCUCCUUCAGAGAUGCAGAUCUGCUGGCAAGUGCAUUUCCUCAGUCUGCUGUAGAGGAAGCAAGCACAGCAGAAGGCAGAAGGAUAAUCUCCCACAGCCUGUCCAGCACCCAACGCCCACGGGGCAGCCACCUCCAGCUACACACAUCUGUGAGGAGCUGACAAAAAAGGUCACCUACCUGGUGCCACCUUCCUGCAAGAGCAUCUGCAAGAACUACAACGAUCUGCAUAUAGCUGGGGACUACGUGGUGCCCAUCAGCUCAGACACGACAGAUUUUGCUUGUGACAGCGGCAUUGGCCCCUUCCUGGAGUCAUCAGAGAUUCCUCCAGCCCUGGAGUCGGUGAAGGCUCCCGUGGCCACUGGCACCCUCCGCAGGCCAGCCCAGGGCCACUCCUCGUGCUGGCGCCUGGCCAGCCUGGGGCCCCACCUGCAGCCCCUCUCCGACUCUGCCCUCAACGACUACCUGGAGCAGAAGCUGCUGGAACUGUACAAGCAGUACAUCAUGGACAGCACAGCAAGCACGGCACCCCCCGCCCAGAUCCUGGCCUCGGAGCUGAUCAUGACUAACGUGGAUCAGAUCAGCAUGCAGAUAUCCCGGGAGAGGAACAUGGAGACUGGCAAGGCCAAAGACAUUGUCAUCACCCGCUUCUUGCAAAUAGCCAGUGGCAAGAUUUCCUCAGAAAUGAGCACACCUACUCUGCAUAUUUCCCAAUAUAGUCACAUUAAUGCUUAGUGUUUCAAUGUUAGAAAGUUUUAA
Molecule: messenger RNA, 990 nt
Organism: Ficedula albicollis (Collared flycatcher)
Lineage: Eukaryota; Metazoa; Chordata; Aves; Passeriformes; Muscicapidae
Gene: TASL
Product: chromosome 1 open reading frame, human CXorf21
Exons: 2
Coding region: 91-966 (291 amino acids)
Biological process (GO): regulation of toll-like receptor signaling pathway
Source: RefSeq, a predicted model, not a curated record